ACAGGACAUGUGGGGCGGGGCCUUAGAGCUAAGGCGCCAAUCGGUUAGGGUGGAUUGCGGCGUGGCGCGGCGCGCCCUUUGUAUGUCACAAGGCCAGAGCAAGGCUACCCUGGCUGAGGCGGGAGCGUCAACAUGUCGCGGCUAAAGAAGCAGGUGCCGGGCUUUUGCCAUGAACGGGGUGACAACUGUGCAGUGGUUCCACAGGGGCUGCUGAAGGCGGCGCGGAAGAGCGGACAGCUCAACCUUUCGGGCCGAGAGUUGAACGAAGUCCCUCAAAUGGUCUGGCGAAUAAAUCUGGAUCUUCCUGAGGAAGCGAACCAGAAUCAUUCCUUUAAUUCUUCUGAACGGUGGUGGGAGCAGACAGAUUUGACUAAGCUAAUCAUAUCCAACAAUAAACUUCAGUCACUUUCGGAUGACCUCAGACUUCUGCCUGCACUGACUAUUCUUGAUAUGCAUGAUAAUCAGCUGACAUCCCUUCCUUGUGCUAUAGGUGAACUGGAAAAUCUUCAGAAGCUUAAUGUCAGUCAUAACAAACUGAAAAUGCUACCUGAAGAACUUACAAAAUUAAGAAACCUGAAGGUCCUGUUUCUGCAGUACAAUGAACUUACUUGUGUCCCUGAAGGAUUUGGAGGCUUGGACAAAUUAGAGGAUUUAGAUCUUUCCAACAACCGCCUUACAACUGUUCCAGCUAGCUUUUCUUCUCUCUCUAAGCUGAUGAAACUCAACCUUGCCAGUAACCAAAUGAAGAACUUGCCAGCAGAAAUCACCAGGAUGAAAAGAUUAAAGCAUUUGGAUUGCACUUCAAAUUACCUGGAAACUAUCCCUUCUGAAUUAGCUAACAUGGAAUCACUAGAACUGCUUUAUUUACGGAGGAAUAAACUGCGUUUUCUACCUGAAUUUCCUUCUUGUAUGUUAUUGAAGGAAUUGCAUAUUGGUGAGAAUCAAAUUGAAGAAAUCACGGCAGGACACCUUAAACAUCUUAAAUCAGUCCAUGUGCUAGACCUAAGAGAUAACAAGUUAAAAUCGAUUCCUGAUGAAAUUACCCUACUCCAGGCCUUGGAAAGACUUGAUCUAACUAACAAUGAUGUCAGGAGUUUGCCCCAUAUAUUAGGAACCCUUCCUCAUUUGAAAUUCCUGGCAUUAGAAGGAAACCCUUUGAGAACUAUUCGUCGAGAACUCCUAAAUAAAGGAACGCAAGAAGUCCUCAAGUAUCUAAGAAGCAAAAUUAAAGAUGAUACACCAAACCAGAAUGACUCGUGCAUUGAGACAGCCAUGACCCUGCCCAGUCAGUCCAGAGUCAAUACACAUGCCAUGACUACACUGAAGCUACUGGACUAUAGUGACAAAAAGGCAACACUGAUUCCUGAUGAAGUGUUUGAUGCCAUAGGAAGCAACACCAUCACCUCCAUAAACUUUACCAAGAAUCAUCUAAAUGAAAUUCCCCAAAGGAUUGUGGAACUGAAGGCAACCGUGUGUGAUGUCAACCUUGGCUUUAACAAGCUUUCCUGUAUUUCAGCAGAAUUGUGUGCUCUUCACAAGUUGAUACACUUGGAUAUCAGAAAUAAUCUUUUGACUUCUUUGCCUGAAGAGAUGGAAGCCUUGAGCAGGCUGCAGACUAUAAAUCUUUCCUUCAAUAGGCUGCAGGCGUUCCCCUGCGUCCUCUACCGGCUGCGCACUCUGGAGACGGUGCUCCUCGGGAACAACCAGCUGGGCUCCGUGGACCCCCUGCGGCUCCAGCAGAUGGACCGGCUGGCCACUCUGGACCUCCAGAACAACGACCUCCUGCACGUCCCCCCCGAGCUGGGCAACUGUGUGAGUCUGAGGACCCUUCUGCUGGAGGGCAACCCGUUCCGCACGCCUCGAGCAGCCAUCCUGGCCCGAGGAACCGACGCUGUGCUGGAGUACCUCAGAGGCCGCAUUCCGACUUAGCGGGGGUGGAGCCCUGGGCGGGCCGCCCUGCCGCCCCCACCGCUGCCCACCUUCUUGUGACCCUCUUCUCGGGGUCCGCACGCUCCCCUCCAGGGGUAAAAGACGGCUUUGGGCGCUUUGGUGACGGACCCGGAGGGGGGAGGGGGAGGGGAGGGGGAGGGGAGAGGGGCGCCCCUUCUUUGUACACUUUUGGAUUCAUUUCUUAUAUGUGUGUGUUGUUGGCUCUGUAAGAAGCCCGCUGGGCCCCUCGUCAGUUUUUGUAGCCUUCCUGGUGUCUUGUGGGGAACGUCACUGAGAGGACUCGGGGUUUUCUGAUGCGAAGUGCACGAGGUCCUGGCUACGCGCCCCGGCAGGGCUGCCUUGGGGGGGAUCCUGCGCUGGCGCAGAGCACAGACUCCGGGGAGAUGGGAUGGGCUCUUGGGGACGGCUGAGAAAGGGUCCCCGUCAGCGUCUGCUUUCAGACCCCGAGGAUCCGGCCUCGCCUGUGCUGUGGCCGAAGAAGCAGCCGGCCUCCUCCGACGGGAAGAGGCCCUCUUGAAGUCAGCCCGCCUCCUGCCAGCUCGAGGGGUUCGGCUGCACUUCGGCAGCUCGACGGCCGGCAGGGCUUGGCCUGGAAGCAGACUUAGUAAUGAUCGCAGACCAAGGCCCGAGAGGGGCCAGUGGGGAAGAUCUUGCAAACGGCUGGCUUUAAGAAGAGCCCUCCUGGUCUCCAGCUCUUGGCUCGUUCAAAAUAGGAUCUCGUGAGGGUAGAUUCAGAACCUUUUUGAAAAAAGUCAUCAAGGGCAGCUAGAUGGCUCAGUGGAUAGAGAGCUGGGCCUGGCUUCAGAUGUGGCCUCAGACACCUCCCAGCUGGGUGACCCUGGCCAAGUCACUUGACCCCCACUGCCUAGCCCUGACCACUCUUCUGCCUUGGAGCCAACACUUGGUGUUGAUUCCAAGACAGAAGGGGAGGGAGAAAGAACGAAAGACAAAAUUAAUGAAGAUCAAAUACUUCUGUGGGGAUAAUGUGUUUUUUCAGAUUCCAGUUACAAUUGUUCUCUCACUAAGGGGAAGCCUACUGUUUUACAGUUGCCACCUCACAGGUCUGCUGUGUUAGAAAACGAAAGACUCUUUACAAUAAGGUGAAAUUUUAUUAUUUGUACAAUAAAGAGACUUUUUGUUAUUCAAAA
This is a messenger RNA of Monodelphis domestica (gray short-tailed opossum), 3098 nucleotides long. It is a transcript of the gene LRRC40, whose product is annotated as leucine rich repeat containing 40. The record is from RefSeq and is a predicted model, not a curated record. Gene Ontology annotation, cellular component: cytoplasm. Gene Ontology annotation, molecular function: protein binding. Lineage: Eukaryota; Metazoa; Chordata; Mammalia; Didelphimorphia; Didelphidae.